UUUGACAAAAAAUGUCAGUUUGUAAACGAAUUUAUGUGGUGCAGUGGACUGUGGAGCCGUUAGCGUAAAAUAAUUUAUACAAUCCCAAUAUUAUGUGCUCAUUAGUGUAAUUGCAAUAAAUUAUAACUAAAUAAUCUAUUUGCUGUGAUGAGAUUAAAGUGCUACAUUUGUCUGUAAGUGGUCAUAUUUCUGCACAUUCAUGGCUUCCACACCAAAACAAUCGGAUGGCAAAUUGCCAUCCAACAACAACGGUUCCGGUGGAAAGCGGAAAAAGUCUCGCGGCAGCCGUGGGUCCUACUUAUCGAAGUGGCUCGACAGAACUAUGAGCCACAUACAAGAAACAACACCCAGUUCGGAAAUGUACGACUCGUUUGUCGGACCUACGGUCAGGGAUACGAUAUGGCCGGGUUCACAAUUUUCUCCGGGAUACGAUAGUUACAAAUACAAUAUUUAUGGUUCGGAGCCACUAUCGUUGCCAUCUCUGCCUACAUACUACAAUCCUAUGAUGCCACUGCCACCUUACUCCGACUAUCGCGUUAUACAGAAUGAAAAUAAGGGGGUGCAGGUACAAAGACCGCGACCUCGACGUCGGAGCGAGAAUAAAGCCGAAGAGGUGUCCAGUACGCCCGCAGACGCCACACCUACGAGUCAAAACAAUUAUUUGCAGCCAAAGAACUUUACAGACAGUCAGGACUUCACUAGCCUCCCGCCGAUAGUCACGUCUAUGGCUGACACCAACUCCAACAGUGAUACGCAAAAUGAUAAAGACGAUGCUAGCCAAGCUCGGAGAUUCAGUGACCCCUGUGUCGGAGGCCUACCAGAUGUAGCUCAGCCUGCUAAUGGUGAUAUUGAGUCUGGUUCUGAAUCUGGUUCAGGGUUGUCUGGGAGUCAGGUGGGCGGUCGUUUGCUGGCUUGCUUGUUAGAUCAAAUAUCUGCACUCAAAAUGGCUAAUGACAGACUGAAUAAGGAUUUACAGGAGAUGAGAGCUGAACUAGACGCGGUUCGCCAGCAUAAUGGUUACUUUCCAAAGGGACCAAACAGCAUGGGCCCUGCUACAAACAUCAAUGGUAUGGGCGGCCAGUACUCCCCGGGGUUCGUCACGGACUUGGUGCGCGAGAUACGCGACGCGGCGCGCAUGCGUGAGGAGGCCAUGUACGCUCGCCUGCGCGCCUUGGUGCUGGAGAGGACUGACAACGGCCUGGCGUCUGCUGAGGUUAAACUUGCGGAGAGGACUCUUGAAGAAAUCAGGAGCUCUCUGCGUGCUUCAGAAGCGGACAAGCGGCGCAUGAUGGACCGGAUUCUCAAACUGGAGGACGAACUUCGCGUCUUUAGGCUCGCCACUGGGUUCGACCCCAAUGAAGUUCGCUUGAACGGUUCUGCGGAAGACGCCGAGUGUGAAAGACUGCGUCUGCGCAAAGACUUAGCGGACGCGCGCAGAGCCAAGAUAAACGCAGAGGAGCACGCCCUUAAACUCGAACGCCUAGUGACCCAGCUGCGUUCCAAAUUCAACGGCCUCCAGAUAACCAACGGUCCGGACUCACUGCCCAGCGACAACGAACCCGACGCGCGCAUUCGCCGCAUUAGCAACUCGACCAACAAUUCCACCAACAACUUGACAAACUUGCCCAACAACUUGACAAACAACUUGAACAACACGACAGCCAACUCGACGGUCGUUUUUGGACCCGUCACAGAUUUGUAGCGAAUGGAAUUGGGGCAUGUUAUAUGCUACGUCAUUUCUGACUUCCUCAAGUCUGUGCGAUACAGAUUUAGUAAAUCGGACUGAUUGAUUAAGUUAUAUAAUAAUCGUGUUAUGCUGGGGUGUUAUUACACCCAUAGUAUUGUAAACUUAGUUAACUAAAUUGCACUGAAGGUAGGGAUUGUAGAAAAAUCAAUAUGUAACUUAUAAACCGUAAAAUUUCGGCUAACAUCUAUUUCGUUAUUUUGGUAGGCCUUGAUCAUCUUAAAGUAUGUCGUAAGUACUAUUUACGGGACAUCCUGAAUACAUAAAGUCUAAGUCAAAGUCAAAAUUCAUUUAUUGCAAAUAGGCUUAGUUUACAAGCUCUUUCGAAACGUCAUGUAAUAAUAUUAAACUUAAGAUAAUGGUGAUAAUAAUCAUUCGCAAACUUAAUAUUAAAGUUACUAGGGUUCCAAAUGCGCCUUGGUCUGAGAAGAACCCACAACAAACUCAGCCAAGAUUUAAUUUUUUUAUUUAUCAUUAUUUUACAAACUUAUUUAACAUAACACAUAACAGUUAUCUUCUACCAGCAAUCUUCUGCUUAGACAAUGACUUAUUAGUUAUUAUUAUAAAAAAAAUAUUGACAGUACGAUUUCUAGAAAAAUAAAAACUCAAACGCAAUCAUCGAUACUAUAUGUAAAUCGUGUGGGUGUAAUAACACCCAGCUCUUAGAUUUAAGUCUACGAUAUUUUACCUAUGUGAGAACACCAUACUCACUUAUUAGGUCUACGAUUGAUAUUUUUGCCGCGUAUUUGUGUAAGUUUGAGUUGUGCUAACUGUUGUGAAAUUACUAAUUAAUAAUUAAUUAUAUUAAUAAGACAUAUAAUUAAGAAUAUUUAAUUCGUCGAGUGACUAUUGCAGUGUGUUGUGUGGAAUCUCAGAUGUGAUUGUUUAAUUUUUUGUAAUUUUACAAUAUAUAUUCAUUAAUACAUUAAGAAGUGGGAAUUGAUAUGUUUUAAUUAUUAUUAUUUUCUCACGUUAGUGCCGUCUUUUACUUUAAAAUAAUAAUUUUAUGUGUGUUUUAUCUCUCAAUUGAGAUUUAGCAAGUAAGCACUGGGUUAGGUACUUAAGUGGAAUUAAUUAACGAAUUUUUUUAUCUGUGAUUUUUAAUCCGACAAUAUCUUACUGUUGUUAUAAACUUAUAUAGUAUCUCCUAACUCUUAAUCAUGUGUAAAUUAAUUAUUUAUAUUUGACAUCUAACCCAUUCACUCUGUGUCUAGUCUAUGCAGUGAAAUAUGUAACAUCGCACUGAAAAGCUACUGAAAAUUCCAUCUUGGGCUCAUUAGUAGAUAAAUUCAUUACAAUGUUUUUUUUUUAAGUAAAAUACAAUGGGGAUGAUGACUAGGUUUGAAAAUCAAAAUAAGGUCAAUGUUAACUAAUUUAUACGUUAAAAGCAAAUAUUGUCUGGAUUUUUGCAAAAUAAAUAAGAUUAUAAAAUUUCAAAAUCUAUUAAAAAUAUUUUAUCGUAAUUAGAUGAAAAUUCAUACAGGUUUAGCUUCCUUACAUUAAACGUGACAUUUUUCAAUAUAUGAACUUAUAACAUAAACGCAUAAAUAACAAGGACAUUUGUAAUUUUGUUUGACCGCCCAUACACAUCUAACGAUCAUUAUGAUUUACGACGUCAUUAAUACGUGCCAUUUUGUAUGGGGCGUUUUUCAGGGAUCCGUGCUAAUGCCGCAAAUGUGACCCUUUAAAUUCCUGUUGCUCCGAAAGUAAUGAUCGCAGAUAUCCUGUUACUUCUACAAAAUUACUACAAAAUUACUUUACUAUUAGCAUACUCCUAAUUUAUACUUAUACAAUUUUAAAAAACUGUCAUCAUCCCUAUUGUGAUAUUCUUUUUCAUUCAAAAAUAAUUUAAAUAUGUAAUUUAAAUUAAAAGAAGUAAUUUAGUCUUUAUUAUUACACACGUUAGCAGGUAAUAAUAGAAUUUUCUGUAUGAAGAAAAAAAGUUUUACUUUUUGAAAAAAAAAACAACGAUAUCGUUAACAAUGUGCCUCCAGCUUAACGACACUUCUGUCAAUGUUGUCUCAAAGGCCGCGUUUAUUUGUCAAUACUUGUUAUAUUAUUGCUGAGAGAGAACGGUUUUACGGUCACCGGUAUUAUCUCGACUUGAAGUUUUUAAUGUCCUUGUUUGUCUGUGGAUAAAAAUAUUGUUUUUAAAGUACUUAGACAUAUAUUAAUGGUUAACAAUGGUAGAGCAUUUGCUAUGGUUAGUUCUGAGGACAGACUUGAAAAAUUUCUGGCUAUGCCACAUAUAUGGGACUGAAUCCGAAUUAGAAAAGAUCUAGAUAGGUGAUACUAAAUUUUUGACGGCCUCCGUGGCGCAGUGGUGUUCGCGGUGGAUUUACAAGACGGAGGUCCUGGGUUCGAUCCCCGGCUAGGCCGAUUGAGGUUUUCUUAAUUGGUCCAGGUUUGGCUGGUGGGAGGCUUCGGCCGUUGCUAAUUACCACCCUACCGGCAAAGAUGUACCCGCCAAGCGAUUUAGCGUGUCGGUACGAUACCGUCUAGAAACCGAAAGGGGUGUGGAUUUUCAUCCUCCCAACAAGUUAGCACGCUUCCAUCUUAGAUUGCAUCAUCACUGAUCAUCAGGUGAGAUUGUAGUCAAGGGCUAUUGUAAAGAAUAAAAACAAACCUAAAAAAUAUAUUGCGAGUAAGUUCCCAAAAAUUAACUAUUAUUACCAAAUCAUAAUUUGGCCAGGAGUUUUUAGGGAGAUUGCAAUAUUUUACUUGCAACAUUUGAUACUACAUAACAGAUGUGUGACGGUCAUUUCAAAUCGGAUCUUGGACUGUACUUAAUAUAUGUAUCUUUAUUUUGUAUACCUACUUCAUUUUGUAUAUACAUAUAUUGUUAUUAUUAUGUCAGUACAUAUAUUGUUAUUAUUUUUCGUACCUAUAAAGUGUGAAUAUUUGCUGUCUAAUACCUUGUCUAAAUACUCAAAUAGUGUCUAGUUAUUGAUGUUUGUCCAACUACUUAUAAGCGUUGUUUAAAUUUUAUAUUGGAGACAAUAAAUUACGCGAAAGGUUCGGUAGCACGCCGAAAGUGUAAAGCGACAAUUUUUUUUAUAUAAUAAAGUUAAGGAUGUAAAUAAAAAUAUUCGUUAUUUGCAUCGUAACAUUUGUCUCGAUAAUAAGUAUUUCUGUCUGCUUUUACAUUGAAACUAUUAAUCGUAUCGACUAUUUAUUUAUUUUGUUCGCUUGCAGACGCGUGCGACUUCGUCCGCGUAAAAACACUUGAUAAACCUCAACCUUGAAAAAUUAAACAUAUCUUGUCGCAGACUUUUUUUUGAAAUUUUAAAUGUGAACAAAGCUGUCACACAUGAUUUUUGCGUAACUUUUACCGUUUACGCAAAAUACGCAGCGGAAUCACUCAAAAGUUAUAUUUUUUGUUUGUUUUUUCCACAUUUAUCACUAAUAUUCUGCUCCUAUUGGUCGUAGCGUAUUCUUUUGGGUGUGAAAUUGUGCGUGCGGGGAAGUGAGGUGCAACACUCGUGGAUUUCUCAUUUAUCGCUACACAACGCGCGGACCAUCGGGGGUGUUACGAACGAACUUGCCAAGCUAUAACACGAAAAAUAUUGAAUUCAAUUCAAAAUAAAUUUCCGAUUUUAGCGCUUUUAACCAAACUAAGAAACUUCAGCUUUCUAUUAGUAUAGAUUAUAUUCUCAAGAGUCAACGCAUGCCCUGUAAUAUUUCUAACCUAACCACCGACGUCACAUAGUCUAGACUGAUUUUACUAAUUUAUUACAUUACCCAUUAAAGAUAUACCAAAUGUAAAAUUAAUUGUAAGUUGUAGUGAUUUAGUUUUUAUUAAAUUAUUAACACAAUAUAAAUUAAUAUUUAACUUUGAUUUUAUUAUAAGUACAUUAUAUUUACCUAUUUUUUUUUAAAUUAUUUCAAUUAAAGUUAUCUCAAAAAUAACAGCUACGUUUAUUUGAAAUUUAUGGUGCGAUUACCUACUCUAUGGAUUACUCAUGUUUCAAAACAUUUUAAUAUAAAUAUUUCAACUAAAUAGCAUUGUAUACUUAUCAAUAAGUCAAUAACUAUUGUAUACUGUGUAAUAUACUAAAUGACGGUGCCUUAUAUGUAAUCAUGUCCGCCCAUAAUAUAAAGUUGUAAAAAGCUGUUACGUAUAACACCCGGCAAAUAACUUGAACACAAUUUGACAUCCAAGUUAAGUUUUAGCAAUUUACUACAAUAUAUAUCGCUUUUUAACAAGUUUCAAAAUGCAGAACUUUGAAAUAAAAAUGGAAUUUUUAUUAAAACUAAAAAAAAUAUACUUCAUUUUUAAUAGUUCUUAAACUAUAUCUCACAACAAACAAUAUUCGUCUUCCUUGUCUGAUCCACUUGUCACGGUAAAUAGACAAUAUAAUCUUUGAAAUAUACUAAACUACUUUGAGGAAAAUUUUACAAUAGUAAAAUUACUGCAAACGCCUCAUCAGCUCCACGGUAAAGGGGCCCGACUCAUCACUAAGAAGUUCUGGUUCGAUCCCCUCCCGCUGAAUUAGUGUCGUAUUCACUCCUACAACAGACUUUUCCGACUAGUUGGAGGGAAAUGGGAAUAUUGGUUAUAUUAAAAAAAGUCAUUCAAAAUAUCCUUUAAAAUUGUUCAAUUUAUCUGCCGGGACGUGUACUUGUGCCAUUCUUUGCUACUAUUGUAUUUGCUUUAAAUAUCAGUGUGCUUGUACUAAUUUUUAGGUGAUUUAAGUCUGUCGAAUUACAUAAUUAUUUAUUUUAUUUAAAAAUUUUGGUUGUCUUCGUUUAGUUUAGACAGAUUUGAUAUUUCUAUUUUUAUUGAAAAUCAAAGUCAAUGUGUCUUGAUUUGGUAGAAAAUAUAUUUUAAAAAAACCAGUUUGAAAUGUUAUUUCAUUGCCUGACUUUACAUCAAAUUGUAAUGUUUUUUCAAGUUGUUAAUUUUUUCAUUAUUUUACUUAGUUCGGUACUAAUACUGAUGGAUGUCAAUUAAUUUUAACAUUUUGUUCAAUUUAUUGUUAAGACAUGACGUCACGCUGAAUAGUGUGAAAAUUUAUUGAAAUUUACUUGUGUUCAUUCAUACACACCACUACUACAAUAACAAAUUGUAGGUAUGUAGUGAGGUGCUCGCCUUUUUCGACUGACCAAUCCACACAAUAAAUAGGAUUGGCCCAAAUGAAAUCGAUCAUAUCAUGUAGAAAAACAUUCAUAAACAUUAUGCUACGGAAAAUAAAAAAAAACUAGUGAAAUAUUGCAUAGUGCAAUAAUGUGAUAAAAUAUAUUAAUAUGUUAAAAUCUUUUUUUUUCUGAUGCAUAUUAUGCAGUUUAAUAGAUAUUGAUUGAUGUUUUUCCUGGUUUUACCUACUCGUAAAUAAAGUUAAUAAAUCUUUUGCUUUUUUUUUUUUUUAUUGAGAAAGAAUACAAUAAGGAACUUAAGCUAACUUAUCCUAAUAACUAUACAAAUCAUGCCCACGUGGAAUGGUGGCAAGAAUACUGGCUGCAUUUCCGCGCUGGACAGCCAGGCUGAUCCUUUGCGCAAAAAAUGAGCCAGCCCUUCUGUCACCAGUCGAGACAACAAGCCGCGGUGAAAUAGUACGGAAAAAUAAAUAUUUGCUUCAUGUUAAUGCUAGCCUUUCGAAUGGUCUCCUUAAGUUUAAUUCUGUUACGUGAGCAAUAUUUAUUGCACAUAUAUGUAUCAAUAUAAUUAAUGUGCACAGAACAUUUUAUAAUACUCAAUUAUUACCAUAAUUAUUGUUUUAAUUAAUUUGAUUGUCACAAUUUGUAAUUAUAUACGAACAAUGACUGGUGUAAGGUUUUAAUAAAUCAUUACGAAUGUA
Molecule: messenger RNA, 7542 nt
Organism: Bicyclus anynana (squinting bush brown)
Lineage: Eukaryota; Metazoa; Arthropoda; Insecta; Lepidoptera; Nymphalidae
Exons: 7
Coding region: 200-1702 (500 amino acids)
Source: RefSeq, a predicted model, not a curated record